UUGAAUAGUGGGUUCUUAGGUCCAUCGUAUAUCCUUAAAAAAGAAGAUAAUAACAAAUUAUACAUCUGCAAAGCUUUUUCAAAAAAGGCAAUCGGCGACGAAGCUGAUGUGGACAAUUUCAUACAGACAAUCAGAAUUGUUAGAGGAUUAAAAGAAGCUUGCUUUCUUCCAUACCACUAUUAUUACAAUGAGGAAGGAUUUGUUUAUGCCAUUCGACCAUUUUUCGAAGGGUUAGACCUUUAUUCAUACAUAACGAACUGCGAUCUUGAUAUUAACAGCAUUUAUGCCCAAUGGAAAGUCCUAGUUCGAAUUUACAGACAUCUUCAUAAACGAAAGAUUGCACCGAAUACAAUCAAAGCAUCAAACAUCUUUGUAGAAAAUGGAACAGUAGCAUUUAUUACCGAUAUAUACCCUCCACCGAAAAGUUUUAAUCCUACAAUUCAUAAAUCAAAUCCAUUUGACGUUGGAUUUUUAUCACCGGAAUAUUUGACUUUAGGAUGCCCACCUUCCUAUAAAUCUGAUAUCUGGUCAUUAGGAGUCCUACUUUGGUUUAUGGUAACAAAAAAGUUGCCAUGGAAUGUUAAUAACAUUGUUGUCAUGCUUAAACAGAUACAAAGAGCCACACCUGAGAAUUCAAACUCUCUUCCUGAUGAAAUUAAAGAAAUCAUGGCAACAAUGCUCCAAUUCAAUCCAGAUUCAAGAGCUGAAACAGAAGUAUUAGUGCAUACAAUGCCUGGCAAACAGAUUGCUAAAUUACCUCCAAUUGGCCCUGAAAUUAGAUCAAAUUCUUUAAAGAUUGCAGGAGAUAUUGUAGUUAAAAAGCUCAAAGGAUCACCUUCUUCUCCUAUCACAUUGAAUGGAAUCAAACCCUCUCCUCACAGAAUUUCUUUGGAUGACAGCGACAGUGGAGACAAAAAAAUCCACGCUGCUGGCGGAAAUCAAAAUAUCCAACUAAAUAUCCCAACAAAAUUCACUAGAAGAGUUGGAAUAAUAUCUCGUCAAGGAUCUCUAACAACAAUACAGAGAUUUGCUCCGAAAUGA
Molecule: messenger RNA, 1041 nt
Organism: Trichomonas vaginalis G3
Lineage: Eukaryota; Parabasalia; Trichomonadida; Trichomonadidae
Product: cellular response to bisphenol A
Exons: 1
Biological process (GO): protein phosphorylation
Molecular function (GO): protein kinase activity; ATP binding
Source: RefSeq, a predicted model, not a curated record